UAAGCCGCAUGGGGAGACGUCAGCUCAAAGCUACAUGAUCGCAUCCCUCUGUGACAAGGAAAGGAUGUUCUGACAAUGCAGACUAAUUAAUUCUACUCUCCACAAGUUGUUUUUGGGGCUGUAAGGAGGGAUGCCCAAAUUUGAUCAGUCAGUGAACUAAAAAUUUAAGACUUUUUCUCUAAAGUGUCCCGGGAUAAGGAAUCGUUAUGCCUGAUCUGUCUUUUAAAUGCAUUUGGUGGGUUUUGGUAUUGUUGUUGACCGGACAUUGUUCCUUAGAUGCAGAUUCUGGAACUCACAAGGAUUAUUUACCAAAUGGAUAUAAAACUUUUUCGGACACCAGUGAAGUUUUGAAUCACUCGUUGGUGCCAGUUAAAGGUAAAACCGCGAGUUACAUGUCUGGUGAAGGGAAGAUGGCUCUUUCUAGACGGAAAAGAGACCUCCUGUUUCCCAGUGGAGUUAAACUUUGCUCACAUGAGACGGUGCAACAGGCAAUACAGAAUCAUCUCAACUACUUUCACCUGCGAGUAUGCCAGGAAACAAUUUGGGAGGCUUUCAAAAUCUUCUGGGAUCGCUUACCUGAGAAAGAAGAGUACCAAAUCUGGAUGAGGAAAUGUCAAAAUAGUAGUGUUAGCGUGUUUGACAUUGGCCGGAGCUUUAGCCAGUCAGCUGAGCACCUUACUCUGAUUUCAAGUAGGGUAGGAGCAGCUUCAGUGACAUCAACAAGUGCGCCCACCAGCCCAUGGCAACCUGAAUGCAGACAUCAGACAAAGACUACUGCGCCAACACAAGCAAACGUGGCCACAACCCAACAAGUCAGUAUUCUGGUUCCUGAGGCAGUAACAGAUUCACAGGACAUCACACCACAGACCCCUGAAGACCAAAUCUUAUUCACCACUAUGGCUGCAGAGCUUCAGAUGACAAUUGGAAUCACUCCUGAGCCUGAUCGUAUCACAGCCUUUGAGGACUCGACAGGGAUAAGCACUAGUUCACCUAUAGAACUCACAAGUGUGGCCACUGUGAAACCUAUUUCAGAACCUGAACUGGAGGUAAAACUGGAUGCUACUGACAGUCCUGUCAAAAUAUUGAAUUUUACCAUUCAACAUGAAGAGGUUGAAAUAGUCUUAGAGUCUAAAUUAAUGACAACUGAUAGAACUCCAGAGGAGUCUACUUCAAGAAUGUAUGAUUAUGAGAUUCCCAUGACCUUUGAGGACUUGCUAGGAAUAAACACUUCUCCUACAGUAGUCACCAGUGAUUUUACUGAAGAGCUUUAUUCAGAAACAGAGUUGGGACAGGAUGUUACAGAUGGUCCCGUUAACACAGCAGGUGUUACCAUUCAACAUGAAGCUGAUGUUGUCUCUGAGUUUACAUUAUUGACCACUGAUAGAACUCUAGAAGAUUAUACUUACGGAAAAUAUGAGCAUGAUAUUCCUGCAACCUUGGAGGCUUCACCCGGGGUAAGCACUAAUACCCCUACGGAAAUCAUCAGCGAAUUCACUGAAGAGCUUCAUUCAGAAUCAGAACUGGAGGUGGGACAGGAUGCUACUCAGGGUCUGGUUAAGACAACAGGUGUUACUAUUCAACAUGAAGAGGUGGCCAUUGUCUCUGAGUCUACAUUAAUGACCACUGAUAGAACUCCUACUUCAGGAAAUUAUGAGUAUGUUAUUCCCACAUCCUUUGAGGACUCAAUAGGGAUAAUCACUAUUUCACCUACUGAGCUCACAAAUGAGGCCCUUGUGAGACAUGACGUUACUGAGGGUCCUGUUAAGACAGCAGAUGUUACCAUUCCACAUGAAGAGCUUGACAUUGUCUCAGAGUCUACACUGUUGACCACUGAUAUAAAUCCAGAAGAUUCUACUUCAGGAAAAUAUGAUUAUGAUAUUCCCACAACUUUUAAGGACUUGCUAGGGCUAAGUAACAGUACUCCUACAGAAAUCACUAGUGAAUCCACUGAAAAUAUAAUUUCUGUAGCUAAACUGGACAUGGGGCAGGGUGCUACUAAAGGUCCUGUUAAAUCAGUAGAUGCUACAAUUCAACAUGUAGAAACUGAUGUUGUGUCAGAGGCUACACUGAUGUCCACUGGUAGAACUCCAGUAGGUUCCACCUCGAGAAAGUAUGAGACAGAUCUUCCUACAAUCCUUAAGCACUUGCCAGGAAUAGAUACUAUUGCUCCUGAAGUAGACACUCGAGAAUCUACAGAAAAUGUUAUUUCAAAAACUGAGAUUAAUGUUGGAUGGGGUGUUACCGAAAGUCAUGUUAAUUCCGCACUUGUUACCAUUCAGCAUGUAGAUGUAGACGUCUCAGAAGCUAAAAUUAUGUCUACCGAUAGACCUCCGGUAGAUUCUCCUACAGAAAUAUCUCCUGUUCAGAAUGUCUUACCAGAGGAGCCAGUGCAGACAACGCCUACAGAACUAAAAGAGGUUUUGCCUAAUCCCCCCACAGAAGGGUUGCCAAAAGCUCUGACAGAUAAGGAUGUUGUCGAAAUCACAUAUGUGACCACAGUGCCAGAACUUCUGUCACCCACUACACCUGUAAAUACAUCACCUGAUGUUGUAUCAACAGAGGAUGAACCUAAAGACAUUGAAAUUGUUACAUUAUUUGACAAAAAUGAGGAGGAAGAGACACCCUACACUAAACCUACACCAGAGAUGACAACAAAUGAAGAACUGCCAGGUACCAUGACAGAUUUUCCUACAGAAAUAUCUCCUGUUCAAAAUGUCUUACCAGAGGAGCCAGUGCAGACAACUCCUACAGAAUUGAAAGAGGUUUCACCUAAUCCCUCCACAGAAGAGUUGCCAAAAGCUCUGACAGAUAAGAAUGUUGUCGAAAUCACAUAUGUGACCACAGUGCCAGAAAUUCUGUCACCCACUACACCUUCAAAUACAUCACCUGAUGUUGUAUCAACAGAGGAUGAACCUAAAGACAUUGAAAUUGUUACAUUACUUGACAAAAAGGAGGAAGAGACACCCUACACUAAACCUACACCAGAGAUGACAACAAAUGAAGAACUACCAGGUACCAUGACAGAGAGUACUCAUGAAGAGUCGAAGGAAAAACAUGAGCCUAUAAAUGUCUCAACUGAGUUCGAAGAGGAUCAGUUAGGUAAGGAAGAGGACAUUAUAACUGAGUCCCCAGAAGUUGCUGAGGUCACAGCUGGAGAGACACCUAGAUUGACACAGGAAACUACAGAAGCUACUGAAUCUGUGUUUACUGAGAAAGACAUGCAUGUUGAUGAGGACAUAACUACCAUUGCGAGACCUGGUGAGAUGACAAAAGAGGCAACAGAAGUUGAUGGGGUUGAAUUUGAAGACAUUGACACAGACAAAGUGACAGUUCUUGAAAACACGCUUGAAGAUUUAGUUGGAGGAACAAGUGAAGCUACUGCUGAAUUGGGUGAUGUAACUGAAGCUGUUAUCUUAGAAGAAUCAUCUGAGGAAAGUCUUGAAGAAACUUCUACUAAAAGAACAGAAACUUCUACUAAGACCACAAGUCAAACCACAACUGGAAUCACACCCAAGGCAACACUUGAUACUACUUUUGACAUUGGUACCCCUGAAACUGACAUUGUAGAGUUUGUAACUAAAGGCAUGGAAGAUAAGCUAGAAGACACAACUAAAAUGGAUGAAGGUGAUCUGGAAACAAUUUUCAAAGUUGUUGAAGGCACAAUGCCAGAUCUUACUGUUAAUAAGUUGGAAAAAGAUAUACUGACAACUGCCAUAAACAUGGACAUACAUAAAGUUACAGAGCCACCAAAAAUUCCAGAGGACACACAUAAAGUUACGGUGGAAAUCACACAUGAAGUCACAGAUGUGCAUGAGACCAGAGGAGACACCUUACCUGAGACACCUGAAGCUGCAACAGAGACACCGAAGGUCAUUACAGAAGCUGAUGUCAUAAAAGAGACAACUCGUUUCAUAUCUCAAGCACCCAAAGUUAUACUGAAGACAAGUGGAGCCAUCUCAGAGACACCUGAGGUGACAUCUCAGACACCUUUGUUGAUAUCUGAACUUUCAGAGGUGACUGAGAGAGUACCUGAAACACCUGAGAUACAUGUGGUCCAUCCAGAACCUGCAGAGGACGACAUCCCAACUCCUAUCUUGAAAGUAGAGGAUAUCACAGUUGUACUAAAUGACUUGACAACUACUAUUCAAAAGACUUUCUCCACCACAUUACAAAACUUGCCACAGGACAUUUCUAAUGAUAUUUUAGAUGAAAACAGCAAGAUUGGAAAUGAAAUUGAUGACAUUAUGGUCCGACCAGCACACCCUGUCGGUGAUCAUAUUGUGGAGCUGAGUAUUAAGAUAAGAGGUGAAAGCUAUGAUGAUGCUCUGAGAGAUCCAUCAAGUUACUACUAUCAAUAUCUAUCUGAACUGUUCAUCGAUAAGAUUGAAGAAGUUUUUAAAAGGCUCCCAGGUUUCAAGAAAAUACUUGUGCUUGAAUUCAGGCCACAGAAGGACAUUGAAGGAGGCCUGGCAGUAGUGGUGCACUAUGCUGUGGUUCUUGAGGGCGAUGGUGUGGGCAUAAGUAAAGAGACCAUGGAUUACAUAAACCUACAUUCCAACAUGGUUGAGAACUCCUUCACAGAUCCUGAUGAGCUACCUACUGUUGUCUACACCAUCACUGACUUCCGAAACUACAUCACCGAAGCCCUCCACAGGGAGAAUUUCAUCAGAAACACCACUCUUGAAGUGGACCCUGAUUCUUUGCAACUGGAAAAUGUGGAGACAUUGCUGCCUUCCAAACCAACCAGCAGACCGCUUGACUCCAGUGACAUGAUGGUGAGUCAAUGGUCAUUGGCAGGACCACCCAGAAAACGGGAUAAUGUUCUUGCUUCUGAGAAACCACCAGAUGUUACCAGGCAGGAAUUAUCCAACAAUGACAUCUCCAUUACAAAUCAUGACUUCCUUGACCGCAUUCACAUGAUAGAUCCCUGGAUGGAUGGACAGAGUGAGGACACAAAUGAUGUAAUCAUCUUUGAGGAAAGUCCCACUCUGUCUCACACAGAUGUGUCUAUAAAGAACUUUGACAUUGAGCGUACCUCUAAAAUUGAGACAUCAAGCAGUGCACCUGCUCCUGGUACAGAGAACAAUAGUAUUGUUGAAGAGGAGGGAUUCUUACUGACUGCAACUACAGUCAGUCCUAUCACAGGCACAAUUACUGUAGUUGCCUUACCUUCGGAAUCACCUCACAAGUUGGAAGAGAUCUCAAUUUCUCCUGUGGAACCUCCUGAUGUUGAGUUGACUACUCAGAGUGACUUGAUAGACCUGGGUUCAGGCUCAGGUUUCUCUGGAGAUCAUCUAGGUCCUGACAUUUGGCCUUGGGAGUCAGGAACACCAGAAGAAGUCUUGAAAGAAGAUGAGGUACACCAACCUCAGGAAGAUCAGGAAUCUAUAGUGGAACAGCUUGAGCCUCCCCACCAAGAUCUGACACCCGAGGAGCCAUUCUUGGACAGGGUUCUUGUGACACAAGACAUUCGUACUAAUCCUCACUACACAACAACUGACCAAGCUCCGGUUUUUUUGACUAUGGAGACUUUGACUGUGGAGCUUUCUAUGCAGACCCAAGUAGCCCCUGAACAAUAUGAAGACUAUUUUCCAGAUGAAUCUACCACUAUGGUUACACAUGUGACCAGUCAACCCUCACUAUAUGUCUACACUUCAGCAGGAACCCAAGAUGUGGAUGCAUCACAAAGUCCUGAUACAAUCAGUUCACCUGCUGAUAAGGACUAUACAGAACGACUUGUUACACCCACUGUGAUCCCACCAAGCACAGCAGUAGCCAUAGAUGAACAAAUUACUUCAACAGAAAACAAGCAGAGUCAGGAAACACUGGCCUCCACAACAAAGUCAAAUGAAAUGCCUUCAACCACGCAAUUACCUAUAAUCCUAGAACUUGAUACAGUUUCUGUGGAAGGUCCUACCACUUAUUCAGAAGCUGUUGAGCUUCCUGUAACCGAAGGUAUCAUGGAGUUACCUGCACUCUUAUGGCCAGAGGUAGAAGAAUCAGAUGAAGAAGUCAAGAUUCUAGACGAGGAGAUGGAAGUCAUCAAGCUUAUGCCUACGGAAAACCCAGUGACUGAACUCUCAGAAGAGGAUUUAGCUGGGGAUGAGAUAUUGGUCGCAACAACGGCCCCAAUAACAAUAGCUACUGAGGAACCAAGUGUAGAUCAUUCAUCUUCCCUGUUUCCUGAGAAUGACUCUCCGUUCACUCGGAUAUCACAUUCAUCAAUAGAAGAUGAGCCUUUACCAGAAUCAACCACGGAACCUCUACAUAUCCAAUCAUCUACUCAUUCGGUUCUUCAAGAGACGACUCCAGAGACUCCAACUGAUGUGAUACACACUUAUAUUGCAACUGUUGCAAAGGAGCCUGUUUUAUCAGAGAAUGCUGAAGAUGGAGACUCAACUAUAAUAUUUCAGUCAUCCACAAUGUCUGUCAUUCCAGAUGUUUCAGAACAUACAGAGACCCUUAGUUCCACCACUGUACCAUCAUUUUAUCAGUCAACAUUCAAACCUACUAUCCAGAUAACGUCAGAUGACUCAGUACAAGAGCACACAGCAGGAUCAAGCCCUGACAUCACAGGCCUCAUCCUACCUACCAAACUAGUGAACUCUGACAGUACUACUCUGAAAGUUCCUGUUCCAGUAAACCCCAACAUAACAGAGUUUGAUGUUUCAUUUGACAUAUUCCCAUUUGAUGGGCCAAACCAUGAUGAAGACGACGGUAGCGGAUUUGCUCGUGGGGCUGACUUGGCAAGUAUUGCCUUGCCAGCCAGUCCUGGAAGGGCGUUAAUAGUGUUUUUCAGCCUCAGGGUCACCAACAUGAUGUUUUCCGAAGAUCUGUUCAACAAGAGCUCUACUGAAUACAAGGCUCUUGAGCAGCAAUUCAUGGAGUUGCUUGUACCAUAUCUACAGUCCAACCUCAGCAAUUUCCAAAAUUUAGAGAUCUUGAACUUCAGGAAUGGAAGCAUUGUGGUAAACAGCAGGAUGAAGUUUGGCAAGCCAGUUCCCCAUGGUGUGACAACAACAGUGUACCUUAUCCUAGAGGACUUCUGCAAUACUGCUUACCAAACUAUGAAUCUUGCAAUAGACAAAUAUUCAUUGGAUGUUGAAUCAGGUGACCAGGCUGAUCCAUGUAAGUUCCAAGCGUGCAAUGAGUUCUCCCAGUGUUUAGUCAACCGCUGGUCAGGCGAGGCAGAGUGUGUUUGUAACGCUGGCUAUUUUAGCGUGGACGGGCUGCCAUGUCAGAGUAUCUGCGAUAUACAAGAAGACUUCUGCCAGAAUGAUGGGAAAUGUGACAUCAUACCUGGCAAGGGCGCAAUAUGCAGGUGUCGAGUCGGUGAAAACUGGUGGUAUCGAGGAGAACACUGUGAGGAGUAUGUGUCAGAACCGCUGGUGGUUGGCAUAGCCAUCGCCUCAGUCGCGGGGUUCCUCCUCGUGGCAUCGGGCGUGAUUUUUUUCCUCGCCAGAACUCUGCGAGACCAGUAUGACACAGAUGAUUCAGAAGACCCUUUACGAUAUUCAGAGAACAUGCCAUCUCUAGAAAGAGCCACUGAGUACAAUCCCAUGUUUGAAAGUGAAGCAACUACAGGGUAUAAAAAGUACUACCGCCGUUACCCAGAUACCCCUGCGUAUAGCACCGGCAACGCUGAGACCUCCACGGACUUCAGCAGCGAGGAAAUACGACACAUAUAUGAGAACAGUGAACUUACGAAAGAGGAAAUCCAGGACCGUAUUCGAAUUAUCGAGCUGUAUGCCAAGGACCGCCAGUUUGCAGAUUUUGUCCGACAACACCAAGUGGCGCUUGACGCUAGACGAGAGAGCUCUUCCAAUUAGUGUUGCAAACCGCUAAACCUAAGACACUUGCCUUUUUUAAUGCAAGAAGAGGUCCUCUUCAGCCAUGGUGGACUUUGCAGGGAGAUAAUUUGUGAAGAUGUAAAUGGACUUUUGAUUUUAUGUGUUUAUGGAUGAGUGUGCAACCAUCACGAUGGAUUGACAGAUUGUGAUCUAAAACAAUGUAUUUGUGAUUAUGUUUACUGUUGUUACCGAUGGGCUGAUUUAUUACUGCAUUGUCAAGGCCAUAUUCAUAAACACUUGUUAGUGACACAUAUCCGUAUCAUCUGAUCACACCAGAUAAUGCAACUAUACGUCCGGGCUUCAUGUUGGUUCCUCUCUUUUUUUUUAAUGGAAAGCCUGUAUUUAUUUCUUAUGGUUUUUCAUUUGUCAGUGCCUUCACUUUGAUUGUUUCUCUUUGUUUUUAUGUGCAAUGUGGGACAUAAUUUCUUGUGUCCUAAAACACAGACUGACUGAAGAGAGAACGUUUCGCAAUAGUUAUACUAUUUUAAUGAAUACAGAGAAAAGUAGUUCCAUACUUAUAUUUGCAACUUUAGUGUUUAGCCCUCAUGACAAUUUUUUUGUUUUGUUGCAAAAACAGCUUAUUGAAUAAGAAUUUUCACUAUACAAAAUUGAUUUUAACUUUCCAAUGUUUCUUUUAGUAAUGUGUUUUCUGUUUAGUGACUAUCCUGCAGUUAAUUUUUCUACUUUUGUAAAACACUUACCACACACACACACACACAAGUCAUUUAAUCAAAAUGUUAAUGUCUGUUAUCACAACAGAUUGCUCUAUUUAUGUAUAUUUUUAAUAUCGUUGAUUUCCACAAUGAUUUU
Messenger RNA from Sinocyclocheilus grahami, 8660 nucleotides. RefSeq lists its product as uncharacterized. The coding region runs from base 207 to 7829 and encodes 2540 amino acids. Gene Ontology annotation, biological process: visual perception. The transcript is spliced from 21 exons. Lineage: Eukaryota; Metazoa; Chordata; Actinopteri; Cypriniformes; Cyprinidae. The record is from RefSeq and is a predicted model, not a curated record. Gene Ontology annotation, molecular function: hyaluronic acid binding; heparin binding.